Messenger RNA from Mangifera indica (mango), 1092 nucleotides. Its product is annotated as cytochrome P450 72A397-like. The transcript has 3 exons. NCBI's taxonomy places the organism in Eukaryota, Viridiplantae, Streptophyta, Magnoliopsida, Sapindales, Anacardiaceae. The record is from RefSeq and is a predicted model, not a curated record. Bases 1 to 903 code for a protein of 300 amino acids. Gene Ontology annotation, molecular function: oxidoreductase activity, acting on paired donors, with incorporation or reduction of molecular oxygen; heme binding; monooxygenase activity.
AUGUUACCAAAAGAUUUGAAAAUUAUUUCAGUCUUGCUUUACUUUUAUUGCUUAAAUAUAUGCAGGUUUUUACCUACAAAGAGGAAUAGGAGAUUGAAAGAGAUUGACGAUGAAAUACGAGCCUUGCUUAUGUGCAUCAUUAAGAAUAGAGAGAAGGAGAUGAAAAGAAGUGAAGCUGUAAAGAAUGAUUUACUGGGUUUACUCAUGGAAUCCAGUUAUAGAGAAAUUGAAGAGCAUGGAAACAACAAAAAUGGUGGAAUGACAAUGGAUGAAGUGAUUAAAGAGUGUAAGCUAUUUUACUUUGCUGGUCUAGUGACAACCUCCGUUUUACUUGUGUGGACUUUGGUUUUAUUGAGUGAGCAUCAAGAUUGGCAAGCUCGUGCAAGAGAAGAGGUUUUCCAAGUAUUUGGUGAUAAGAAGCCUAGCUUUGAUGAAUUGAAUCACUUGAAAGUUGUGACAAUGAUAUUAUAUGAGGUGCUGAGGUUAUACCCUCCAGCAACUACACUUGGUCGAGCUGUUGGCGAAGAAAUAAAGAUUGCAGACUUGUCACUGCCUGCUGGAGUUGAGGUUUCAACGCCGGUUAUACUGGUUCACCGUGAUCAAGAACUUUGGGGUGAUGAUGCGGCGGAGUUUAAACCGGAGCGGUUUGCUGAGGGAGUUUCAAAGGCUGCGAAGAGUCAAGCUUCGUUUGUCCCUUUUGGAUGGGGUCCUAGAAAAUGCAUUGGUCAAAACUUUGCUCUUAUGCAGGCAAAAAUGGCUUUAGCUUUAAUUCUGCAAAACUUUGCAUUUGAGUUAUCUCCUUCUUAUGUUCAUGCUCCUAAUACGGUCAUUACUGUUCAUCCGGAACAUGGUGCCCACUUGAUUUUGAAGAAACUGCAGACUGAGACAGUCAGUUUGAACUGAAGGCCCCUUCCACAAUAUUCUUUUUCCUUCCGUCUAAUUUCUGGGUGAAGGAAAUAUGAGAAUAUUCCAGGCUUAUUUUGUAUCAUUUUACCUAAACGUUUUAAUUUCCAACUAUUUUGCUUGUUGCACACUGCUCUAUGUAACCUUAUAUUAUAAGAAUAAAUGAAAUUUCUUGUUUGAAAGAUGCAA